AAACCUAGUUGCAGUUCAAAUUUACGUCCAAUUUCAAUUCACAAUAUUAUUUUUUACUUCGAAUCAACAUGUUGUGCUGACCUUGUAAAAUAAUUAUCUAUAAAAAAAUUUCGAGAGACUUACUACUGUACAGUAUAUAAAUGAAAAUUUAAAAUUCUUUUUCUCUCAGUUUACAUUCGACAGUCACAGAUUUUAACUCGUUACUCUGUGCCGUCAAAAAUUCGUAUUUUUUUCUCACAUCAAAUUACAAUUUAUAUUCUAAAUUGCCUAUCAUUAUUAAGUAUUUUUUAGUCAUUAAUUAAACAUGUCAGUAUCGCGUGACGAUCAAUCAGAUGCAUUCUUGAACAGUGAUGCACUUGGUGAUGAAUUUUUCUGUUCCAUUGUUGAGCGUAGAUUGAAUAUUCCAAGAGACAGUUUCAAAAUUCGACUUGUCUUGUUUUCUCCAGCAAUUGGAAAGAAUGAAAAUUUUGUAUCAGUCGUUUAUCGCGCAAAGAUUAAAAUUGAAGUGCUGGAGACACACGAACGAAAAUGUGUCGAUGUUAUUAUCAAAGCUUUAUUAACAACACUUGAGGAAUUUAAAAAGUUUAGUGUAUUCCCACGCGAGCGAUUCAUUUAUGAAGAUAUUAUUGCAAGUUUUGAGAAGAUCUGGCUUGAGAGAGCAAAUGAAGUUGUUGAAUUCGGACCGGCAUGCAUUAAAGUCGAAACAGAUCCUUAUGAAAUUAUCGUAAUGGAUGAUUUGAAAGCAUCUGGGUACCAAAUGUUGGACAGAAAAGUUGGAUUGACAGCAGCACAAACAAAACUUGCUCUUACUAAGCUUGCCAAGUUUCAUGCAGCUAGUGCUGUGAGAUAUCAAAAAGAUGGAAUGAUUAGAGAUUUCUUAGAUAGAAGUGCAUCACUUACCCCAGAAAUGGUGACAGAAGAUUCAGCAUUUGGCAAAAGCUUUAUAACAAUUUAUAAUGGAUUUUUGGAAAGCAUUCGGAAAUAUGGAGAUUGUGAUUUUUAUGCUGAUAAAAUUGCUCGAUGGGAUCGUAAUCAUUUAUUAACAUCUUGGAUUACUGUUGCCAAACCAAUGCGAUGUGGGUUGAAUGUAUUAGCUCAUGGAGAUUUUUGGCUUAACAAUAUGAUGUUUAAGUCAAAUGAAUCUAAUGAACCAGAAUCUGUUUUGAUGCUUGACUUUCAAGGAUCUUCAUGGGCUGGUCCAGCUCUUGAUUUACAUUAUUUUGUUGCAUCAUCUGUGCAUGAUGAUGUCAAAAUAUCAUGCUAUGAUGAAUUUAUUAAGCAUUAUUAUGAUCAAUUUACUGAAUCAUUGGUACAAUUAAAGUAUGAUCAGCACAUACCAUCUCUGGAUGAAUUAUAUGACGAUCUGACAGACAAAGCAAGAAUGGCUGCUGGAGCGAUGCUUAUGAUAAUGUUCGUUACUAAAUAUGAUUGUCCUGAAGAGAUAAACAUGGAAGAUUUUAUGACAAGUGACAAAAAAAGUCCAGAAUUUUUCGAUAGAAUUUAUGGCAAUGAAAACUACAAGAAAGCAGUUAAAUCGUGGCUUCCAUUCAUGGAUGAGCGAGGAUAUCUUGAUUCUAUGCUGCCAGAUGACCAAAAUAAGAAUUUGAUAAACUGAAAUUAAUAAUUUUGCUUGGUUUCAGCUGUAAUGUGCUUUAAUUGAGGAACGUAAAAUUUUUAGGGAACAUUUAAUGAAGUUCUUUAAGCUAUAAAUAAUAUAAAAUUGUGUAGAUAGACCAAACUUUAUAUUUAUGAUAAGAUUAAUAAAUUUUGUACAAACAACCCAAGCCCAUACAAUUUAUUAAAAAC
This is a messenger RNA of Chironomus riparius, 1806 nucleotides long. The record is from the annotation of a GenBank genome assembly. NCBI's taxonomy places the organism in Eukaryota, Metazoa, Arthropoda, Insecta, Diptera, Chironomidae.